UGUAAACCAGAGUGUGGACCACAAAUUUCACACUUUAUAAAGGCCAACUGGUCCUCAAAAACUCAAUUACUUCCUCUAAUCAGCUCAAUUUGCGCAGCAAAAUGGCUCAGAAGGUGGUAUUGAAAGUUCUAACCAUGACGGAUGAAAAAACCAAGAAAAAAUCCAUAGAAGCUGCUGCAGAUAUCUUUGGAGUUGACUCAAUAGCGGCGGAUCUGAAGGAUCAGAAGCUGACGGUGAUCGGAGAAAUGGAUGCGGUGGCGGUGGUGAAGAAACUGAAGAAAGUUGGCAAAGUGGAUAUCAUAUCGAUCGGACCUGCUAAGGAAGAGAAGAAGGAAGAGAAGAAGGAAAAGAAAGAGGAGAAGAAAGAAGAGAAGAAAGAGGAGAAGAAGGAAGAGAAGAAAGAGGAGAAGAAGGAAGAGAAGAAAUAGCUAAACGAUGGAAAAAAAUCUGUGGAUCGCAAGGUUGAAGACAAAGUUAAUUUUUAGUUAAAGAAGAAUAAAUGAGCUAAAUCCCAAUGAACCAUGUGAAAAGGGUUUUGGUUUCUUGUAUUAGCAUACUAAAAUUA
This is a messenger RNA of Hibiscus syriacus, 565 nucleotides long. RefSeq names its product heavy metal-associated isoprenylated plant protein 39-like. The transcript has 3 exons. Lineage: Eukaryota; Viridiplantae; Streptophyta; Magnoliopsida; Malvales; Malvaceae. Gene Ontology annotation, molecular function: metal ion binding. The coding region runs from base 102 to 428 and encodes 108 amino acids. The record is from RefSeq and is a predicted model, not a curated record.